CAAGUACAAAGCGCUCAUCCCCUUUGUGGCCCACUGUUCAAGGUUAGCGUCAAUGGCAGAAUAAAAGGCUGUGCCUUUCAUCCUGAGCCAACUCAAUAUAUGUUAAUGCUAAUGCAUCCUCCAAGCCUCCGUGUCUGAGCACUGUGCACUCACAGCCUGAAAGCUUGUCGGCAUGACAAAGACAUGUCUCUAUGGCAACAGAGUUGCCAACAGCUGGAUUACUGCAUGUUUGGACAUGUAGCGUUGCCUCAAGCUUUCCCCGGGUCGCUGUGUGACAGACACAACCUGCCAGAUUACGAGAGCAUCAGACAGGCAUCAUAUAUAGGCCUCAAGAUGACUUGUCCUCUGUCUCGCUCUCUCGCUCCAAGUCCCUGGAUAUUGAUUGGGACCCUCCUGGAAGGAGCAAGGAAAAAAAAGAUGAAUAAGGAGCCAGUGGCCAUGAACACUUCUCUCACUCGGCCUAACAUGAGGGGAAGGACAAUCAUGUGCCGCACCUGAGAAGCAGGUGAUGCAUUUCUCGGAUCACUUUCAAUGAAAACUUACCUCACCAAAAACCACAGGGACAUAUUUAAGGAAUUUUACAUGAAGAGUGUUUCAGCGCAUACAGAAGAAUUCCCAUCCAUUAAUGUAUAGUUCUUAAAUGACACCACCAGAAAUAAAAUGUGGUACAGCUGCACACAUCACCGGCACUUAACAGGAACUUGGUGCCAUAAAAAGCAUUUCACAGGUGCCUGCCUGUUUUCCAGGAAAUUCUCCGCGUAGUUCCCCUACACUGGCUGUAACGCACGAUGUCACAGAGGCCUCCAUCGAUCAAGACAGAUUUCCCUGAAAUCAACUGCUUGAUUGUCACACGCCGCCGUGUCCUGUACAGCCAAACGCUCCUCACACGAGCACACAGGCGUGCGUAAAGUCAUCUGUAAACACGAUCACACACAGUGGGGUAAAUAACUGCCGGUAUCUUUUGCAGCGUCGGGAGCAGUGGCGCGAGGCUUCCUCUCAGAUGUUGAAAGCCCAAUCUGUAUCAGGAACAGCAAACCGAAAAAAGCAAUUUGCUUUGUCACACAGAGACAUGCUUGACUACACUGAAUAAUUGCACUGCAGCUCUGGAAAGAGCUGUUUUCCUUUUAUCUAAUGAAUGCCUCCAGGGGACGGAGCGCGGGGAUCUGUGUUUUCUAUCUAUCUGUGUGUGUGUGUAGGUGUGUAGGUGUGUGUGUGUGUGUGUGUGUGUGUGUGUGUGUGUGUGUGUGUGUGUGUGUGUGAGCACUAUACGUGUCUCAGGAUUUCUGCAUGUACGUGUCGACAUGUAUAAGAUAAGCAGUCGAGGCGUAAAGAAGACUUUCUCUGCCCUGUCGCUGUCUGAUCCGUUGUCCCACGCUGCUCGCUCUGCGUUCACACCGCUCCACCGCAAUACAUCGAUUCAUCAAAUCUGCAUGUUGCUUCUCGGCUGUGUCCAGUUUCAGGUUUGGGGCAGUCCUCCGAUUCAAUAAUGCAGAAUCAGGCUGGAGAAUAAAAAGCCCGUGUGCCUUGCUUCAGACACUAACUCCUGAGAAGUGCUGAGUCCGCAGUCUGCUGCCCGCCGGGCUGCCUCUGUGGAGCUUGGCAGAGCGGUGGAGAAGCUGGAGGGAUGACCACAGCCAAACCCUCCAUAACUAAACAGUGCAGUACUAAAGUUGUCACCAUUAUAUACAUUUACUUACUGUUUUACAACCUGUUUAAAUAUAUAUUAUAUUUAUUAUUCUUUUUGCAAUUACUAUAAACCUGUCAAACACCAAUAUAUAAAUACAUAUAUAGCGUUAUAGAUUUUAUGUCAUGUCCCUGUUGUGUAUCUCCCUCCUAGUAUCCUGCCUGUUUUCCCUUUAUUGUGUUUCCAGUUGGUCCCCCGUUUGUGUGUGUGUGUGUGCCUUCCCUUCCCCUCCUGCUACCAAUUAACCUGCACAUAGAACCCAUUUCAGUCAUCAAGCCCCACAGUUUAUCUCGCCCAGUUGUCCCUCCGCUCCUCGCCAUGUCUUCUUCUCACACUGAACUACUUGUACGGCCAAACUUGAUUCCUGACAAAUUGUUUGUUGUCGACCUUCUGUCUAACGGUUAUCUGUGCUUCCCCCAGCCUCAGUCCCUCUGCUUCCCCUCUGAACCCCCUGGUCUCAGUCUUGCCGACCCAGUCGACCACCAGCCCACACGGAUUCUUCCUGUCCAGCCCGCAGAGGACGCAGAUCCCCGAUUUUCCAACUCUGGUUCGGUUAAAUAAUCAGAACUGAGCUACUCUUGCUCCGUUGUUCUGAUUCUUGGGUCCAGCCCUGCACAACAAUGACAUGUGAUCUAAAGAUGAUCUCUCUACUUCUGCACUAGUCUUUGUUUUAGUUUUUGAUCUUUUACUGGCGCGCUUUUCUUUUCAUACAUAUUAAAUGAACAUUGUCGCAGGAGCCUGAUAUACAAAAUUUCCAUUGCCAACAACUGCUUCUCUCUAAUUGUUGCGCACAUGUCUAUAAAUAACUCCAACUUGAGUCCAGAGGACUGGGAGAGGCGCAUUUGGAGACUAAGAUUUAAAAACCAGCACUUCUUUCUUUAUUAUUGGCCACGUCAGAAUCCAGAGGCAAAGAAGAAAGUCCUGUUCUGGGCGAAGGAGAAGUUCAUGCGCAUGUGUUCAGCGGCAAUGAAGACAAAGAGACGACACACAUGAGGCCAGGAAGACGGCACCUUCUCUGAUGCCUGCUUGUUCAGGGAAAGGCUCUGUACCCGAGCCCCGAGGAGGGCUGGCAGAUCUACAGCUCGGCCCAGGACGCAGAUGGGAAGUGUAUCUGCACCGUGGUCGCACCGGCCCAGAACAUGUGUAACCGCGACCCACGCAGCAGGCAACUUCGCCAGCUCAUGGAGAAGGUUCAGAACAUUAGCCAGUCAAUGGAGGUGCUGGACCUGCGGACGUACAGGGACCUCCAGUAUGUAAGGAACACAGAGCGCCAAAUGAAAGUGGUGGAUGGAAAGCUGAAGGUGGCCUCUGAAAAUCCCCGCAGCCUCAAUCCAAAGGGCUUUCAGGAGUUGAAAGACAAAGUGGCCCAGCUGCUCCCCUUGCUGCCGGUGCUGGAACAGUACAAGACAGACGCCAAGAUGAUCCUGCAUCUUCGGGAGGAGGUGAGGAACCUGUCCUUGGUGCUGAUGGCCAUCCAAGAGGAGAUGGGAGCCUAUGAUUACGAGGAGCUGCGCCAGAGAGUCCUGCUGCUGGAGACCAGGCUCCACUCCUGCAUGCAGAAACUAGGCUGUGGGAAGUUGACUGUCGUCAGUAAUCCCAUCACGGUGCGUGCAUCAGGGUCGAGGUUCGGCUCCUGGAUGACCGACACCAUGAUCCCCAGCUCAGACAACAGAGUGUGGUCCAUGGAUGGUUACUUCAAGGGGCGGCGUGUCCUGGAAUACCGGACAAUGAAUGACUUCAUGAAGGGGCAGAACUUUGUGCAACACCUGCUGCCUCACCCCUGGGCAGGCACUGGUCAUGUGGUCUACAACGGCUCACUGUACUACAACAAGUACCAGAGCAACAUCAUCAUCAAGUACCACUUCCGUUCUCGAAGUGUGCUGGUGCAGCGCAGCCUGAGCGGGGCCGGCUAUAACAACACCUUUCCCUACUCCUGGGGCGGCUCCUCCGACAUCGACCUGAUGGCGGAUGAGAACGGCCUGUGGGCCAUUUACACCACCAUUCCCAAUGCUGGGAACAUUGUCAUCAGCCGCCUGGAGCCCCAGAGUCUGGAAGUGCUGCAGACUUGGGACACAGGCUUUCCCAAGCGCAGUGCUGGAGAGUCUUUCAUGAUCUGCGGUACACUUUAUGUCACCAACUCCCACCUGGCUGGUGCCAAGAUCUACUUUGCCUACUACACCAACACGUCAAGCUACGAGUACACAGACAUCCCUUUCCACAAUCAAUAUUCCCACAUCUCCAUGAUGGACUACAACCCCAGGGAGAGGGUCCUGUACACCUGGAACAAUGGACACCAGGUGCUCUACAAUGUCACACUGUUCCAGGUUAUUAAGACUUCUGGGGACUGAGAGCCCUCAGACUCAAAUGAUGCUGGGAUCAUUGUUCGGGCAGGGGCGAGUGAGCUGGGUGGAGGAGGGUAGGGUUGUGGGUGGUGGGGGUUCGGGGCUUCAUUGUGAGGGCAUAGGCUUGGAUUUUUUUUUAAAGAAUUUCAAUCUUCAUAGAGUGCUAUUAUUCACAUUCUCAACAAAAAACAACACUCCGGCAGCCAGGUCGGUAAAGAUACAAAGACUGGGCGCUUCUCUUAUUUUUCUUUCUGUGAUGAGUAAGCAUGGUUCUUUUUAUUUGUGAUGAGAAAUAAAUAUCAAUCUUUACCAUU
Messenger RNA from Pseudoliparis swirei, 4340 nucleotides. RefSeq names its product olfactomedin 2a (gene olfm2a). Gene Ontology annotation, biological process: signal transduction. Lineage: Eukaryota; Metazoa; Chordata; Actinopteri; Perciformes; Liparidae. The record is from RefSeq and is a predicted model, not a curated record. The coding region runs from base 2824 to 4032 and encodes 402 amino acids. The transcript is spliced from 10 exons.